Acanthochromis polyacanthus (spiny chromis) is the source of this 3191-nucleotide messenger RNA. RefSeq lists its product as uncharacterized. The record is from RefSeq and is a predicted model, not a curated record. Gene Ontology annotation, cellular component: PML body; cytoplasm; nucleus. NCBI's taxonomy places the organism in Eukaryota, Metazoa, Chordata, Actinopteri, Pomacentridae. The transcript has 6 exons. Gene Ontology annotation, molecular function: SMAD binding; protein serine/threonine kinase activity; ATP binding. The coding region runs from base 28 to 1020 and encodes 330 amino acids. Gene Ontology annotation, biological process: intrinsic apoptotic signaling pathway in response to DNA damage by p53 class mediator; peptidyl-threonine phosphorylation; smoothened signaling pathway.
ACCCUGGGCCUGCCGUAUUCAGAGGCCAUGGACGUUUGGUCAUUAGGCUGCAUGAUGGCCAGGAUGUUGACUCAAGAUAGUCUCUUCGGAUCAAACUCAGAAUACUGGACACUCCGACGCAUGAUCCUUCUGCUGGGUGUGAUGCCGCAACAUCUCAUCAAUGCUGGCUGGAGAUCACGAUUGUUUUGUAAGACAAUGCCUAAUGGUUUGUGGCGGCUGAAGACACCUACAGAGUAUUUUGGGAGCCAUGUCGUCUACUCCUACCGCACAGUUUACACGUUCGGCUCUCUGGAUGAAAUGAAAAUGGUGUGCUCUGAGACGGACAACCCAGCAGAGGCUGAUGAGAGGAGGGAGUGCACUGAGCUUUUGAAGGCGAUGCUUCGGUGGGAUGAGAAGGACAGAAUCACCCCCAGUGGUAUCCUCAACCAUCCCUUCAUCACCAGAAGCUACCUCAGCAGCAGCUCCCCCACCAGCAGUUGCGAUGAACCUAAGCCCUCCACCAGCAAGUUCAUCAUGGUUAAGCCUGCAGACCCUGAAAACAGAAUUAACCUGACAGACUUGCCUGAUGAGGACAGUUACCUGAAGAGCAGUGAGCAUGAGGACGACAGAAUCACCCCCAGUGGGAUCCUCAACCAGCCCUUUAUCACUAGAAGCUACCUCAACAGCAGCUCCCCCACCGGCAGUUGCGAUGAACCUAAACCCUCCACCAGCACAUUCAUCAUGGUUAAGCCUGCAGACCCUGAAAACAGAAUUAACCUGACAGGCUUGCCUGAUGAGGACAGAGACCUGAAGAGCAAUGAGUAUGAGGACAGUGAGGAUAGCAGCGAUUAUAAAGACGCUGACUACAAUGACGACAGUGACCUGGAGGACAGCAAGGAUAGUAAUGAUGAUGAAGACACUGAGGUCACUGAGAAGGAGCAGAGGAAGACAAAGAAGAAGAAGAAGAACUUCUUCCAACGCGUCUUCUCUUGGAUAAAGAAGUCAAGAAGACGUUCUGCUGCUGCUGUGUAUCCAAUGUGAUGAACUGAGCAGCACUGCUGGACUGGAUUCACAUUUCGGACUCACAGUUCCUGACCGCAGUAUGCUUCGCUGGGUUUAUUGUUCUCUUGUGUUUUGAUCUCAUGAGUUUUCUGUAUCCUGUUCUCACUCUUCUUUACCCUCACCCCAACCGGUCGAGGCAGAUGGCCGCCCUGUCUGAGCCUGGUUCUGCCGGAGGGUUCUUCCUGAAAAAGGGAGUUUUACCUCCCCACUGUCGCCAAGUGCUUGCUCAGACAGGGAAUCCAAAGGAAAUUUUGGAUUUGUUGCAUCUCUCUCUAUAAUUUUGUCUUUAAUUUUCUAAUUGAAGUGUCUUGAGAUCACACAUUUGAACUAGUAAAUAAAAUUGAUUGAAAAUGAAUUGAAAGGUUCACCCAAAAAGUGUCUGGAUUUUAGUCACAUGGUUGUUGCUCACAACUGGCCUGAGUCAGUCAUGGCUUCUCAGUUGAAGUGCAAAACACAUACUUUUUUAACAUUUUGAAUAAAGUGACUACAAUGAAAUACGACAAUUUUACAAGUCCAGAUAUCACCAGGUCAUUCAUCCUUGUGUACUGCUCCAGGUCAUCUACUCUUCUUUCAAGGUCUUCAAUUUUUUUUAUCCUUUUCUUUUAUCACAGCCUUCAGUUGUUUCACUACUUCAAUUAAGUCCAGUAGGCAAAUCUCUUGCUUUGCCACCUUACUUAACUCAUCUGACAUGAAGUUCAGAGAUUUUUUUAACCUCUUCCAUGUCUUCUCCUAAUUUCUUUGUAGCCAUGACUUUUAAUUAAUUAGGACAGUAUUUAUCAAGGGAACAACCCACACACACAACGUUCCUGCCGAUACUCCAGGCAAUUCAUUGUUGCUGUUAUGUCAAUACGCUGCGGCCGAGGAGCUUCGGCGUCGUUAUCUUUCACACGCCAUAACUUGUUCACUCUGCUCGGGCAAUGCGGCUAGUUAGCCCCACUAGCUGCUGGUUAGCUUAGCCUCCAAGGCCUCCGUUAAACAACCCACCGCUUCGUACCGAUUUAGGACUAAGAACGGCCGCUUCUGCUCCGUCUGCGUUUCUGAAUCCCCACACCGACAUCCAUAGGUGGAGAAAGUUCUAAAAAACAGUUUUUCAAGGCUUGAAGCUGCGUUUUCUGUCCAACGUGUCUCCUCCACGAUGCGAAGAAAGAAUUAAUGCUACACCUUGGGAAAAAGACGACCAUUCUUACACAAGUUCUUCUUAGUUUGCAUGAACAUUUCAAAUUAUGUAACACUUUUGAAUGAAUCUAGGUCAGAACCAAAUAAAACCACUGCUGCCAAACAGUUCAGUCCCUACAUGUCAUCAGCACAUUGAGAAGCUACAAAACGGACGACUGAAGGAACACGGCUCAAAGGAAAGAGUAGCUGCUGAGAAGCCAUUAUUGAGGCUUGCAAACACCCACAAACACCUAAAAUUUUCCAGAGAGCACAAACACUAGAAUGUAGAUGACUGGAAGAAGGUACUCUGGACAGAGGAGACCAAGUUUCAUUUUGAGGUUCAGUCACCAUCGUCAUAUUUAUGUCCGCAGAAAAGCUGGAGAACGUUUUCACGUUUUCAUGCUAGUUGCACUACCCACAUCACAAUCACACAUCAAAUGUGAACAGUGUGAACCAGACGAGUGUGACUUGGAGCACAGUUGGACAGCUGUGUAAACUCAGUAACGGUUGGCUUCCUGACAAAGGCUCAAGUGGGAAAAUCAAAAAACUAAAAAAAAAAUCACUUUUGAAACCUUGUUCCUUUUUACGAAGACCAAUACAGGCCUGUGUGGUGUGACUUCUGACUUUCUUUUGCAUGGCAAUUUCAUUUGAAAUUCCACUUUCUUACUGAAUUUGUUGAAAUAUUUCUUUUCAUUGUAUGCCUUUUUUAUGAAGACCAAUGACGAUGCAACAGAGACAAAUACAAACUGCAGUACAAUGUUUCACUUAAUUAAACUUGCUGAUAAGCUACAAAAAUUUGGCCUUAAUCUUUCUUUGCUGACUACCGAUGUUUAGUCAGUGGAUGGAGUUAUCCAUGGUAAGCACUGAGCAAAGAGUAAUGUGGCUCUGCUAUCUCAUUGUUGCAUCAUGCAUGAUAUAUACUUGUUUUAUAUAAACAGGAAUAAACAGGAAUAAUAUUUACAGAUGAUCUGAAUCCUUUGCCCAGGUGGCUUUGA